This is a messenger RNA of Ylistrum balloti, 8204 nucleotides long. Its product is annotated as protein virilizer homolog. Gene Ontology annotation, cellular component: RNA N6-methyladenosine methyltransferase complex. The record is from RefSeq and is a predicted model, not a curated record. Lineage: Eukaryota; Metazoa; Mollusca; Bivalvia; Pectinida; Pectinidae. Bases 1 to 6495 code for a protein of 2164 amino acids. The transcript is spliced from 40 exons. Gene Ontology annotation, molecular function: RNA binding.
AUGGCGGAUACCGGGCCAGAGCUGGAAUUAUUGUUUUUUGAUACAUUUUCACACGAAGGGCAGGGGGCUGAGCAAUUAAACCUUGAUCUAGUCCAGUUUCCCCGACCUGUCAUCAUCCAUGAAGUGCGAGUGAUCCCUCUACAGACCAGAGUCCAGGCAGAUGUUCCUGGAGGUGUCCGACUCGGUGCCACAAAUCCUUCCAGUUUCAAACUUGAAUUGUUUGUCAACAAUUUGAGCAAGCCGAAUGCUGCUACAUUUGAAAGACUUGGCGUUCUCGAUUAUAAACAGAAUGUGGAUAUCAGGUUACGAGCAGAGUCAUCAGAGAUUCCGACAGAUGGACUGAUACUGAAGGGAUGGUACACCACCAUCACCAUUGCUAUUUAUGGGACGCUGACAGUGGUGAAACCUGACCAUUCCUCUCCACCACCACCACCUCCUCCACAAGUCAGACAAAAGAACCCUAUUGAAACAAGAAGUGCUGGGGGCUCUGACAUGGCACGUCAGGAUUGGGAACAACAAACGCCAGCCAGAACAGUAUCAACUACAACAGACAUCCCUCGGUCUGAAUGGGAACCCCCACCACCUCGAGCAGCACAGUCAAAACCUCCGCAGCAACACCCCUUAGACUAUAUCCAGCAGCAGGUUCAACUCCAGCAGAAACAGCAACAGGCUGUACACUCCCAGCCUCAACCUCUUCCUAAUAUGUCUCAUCCCCCUCCGAAUCUUACACAUCCACCCCCACAACCAGUGCCACCCCCACAGACUAACAUUCCCCCACCACAGAUUGCGGGACAACCCCCGUCUGAUAUUUACAGAGGUGUGGAAGCUCCAUUUGACAGGGCUCUUCACCCCACUGCCCAGCAUAGAGACAUAAUGCAAGAGUUUAUACAAAGUCCUAAAUUGGGGAUCAUUGACAGUCGUGAUGGAGGACACUUUGAUGGGCGUGAUUCUCAGAGGGAUUUCUCAACUGAGAAACGAGAGAACUAUGAAGGUAGAGAUGUGUAUGAUGAAAACAGAUCACAAGGUUCCUAUGAAAAAGACUAUAGGACACUAAGAGAUUCAAAUAGUCGAGAGAGGGAGUAUGACCAGUCUAGAGAGAGUUCUAGGGACAGAGAGUAUAGAGGGAGGGAAAUGGGGGAGAAGGAGCGUAGAGAAAAAGUAUGGGAAAAGUUUCGUGAAAGGGAAAGGGAACGUGACACAGGGUUCAGGGAAAAGCCAAAAGACUAUGGAGAACGAAGUCCAAGGGACUGGCCAAGAAGUCCUUCCAAACGUACUUGGUCAAGGUCACGUUCUCGAUCCAGAUCCCGCUCAAGAUCAAGGUCAGAUUCUAGAUCUCGUUCAAGGUCUAGGUCAAGGUCUUAUUCUAGAUCAAGGUCAUACUCAAGAUCUCCAAGACGAUCCUCUAGAUCUCCAAGGAGGUCAUUUUCAAGAUCUCCUCGAAGAUCUUAUUCAAGAUCACCUAGAAGGUCAUAUUCAAGGUCACCAAGAAGAUCUAGGUCACGCUCAAGAACUCCAAGAAGGUCUUACUCACCAAGAUCCCCAGGACCAUAUAGGUCACCAGUUCCAAGGUCAAGGACUCCUUCAGAAAUGCAUCCAAGGUCACCAAUUCACCCAAGGUCACCAAUUCAUCCAAGGUCACCAGUUCAUCCGAUGUCGCCAGUACAAACACCGGUACCUGUGCAGACUCCACUGUCUCCCCCUCAAGAGCUGCAGCAAACAGAAGAAUCACCAAUUCCAAUCAUCAGACAGCCAAGGGAAGCACGAGAGGUCCUUAGGGAGCCCUCUCUGCCCCAUGAGGAGACUAUGGAAGCAGGGGAGAUAAUUGAUGAGAUUGGUCAGCCUCUCUUUGAUCAGCUAACUCCUGAUCAUUCUCCAGGACCAAUGUUUUCUUCAGAUGGUGAAAUCCAGGAGGUGGAUGAUACAUAUGAAAAUAUUUCUUCUGAUGAUGAACUGGAACUAGAUGGGGACGACAUCAUGUCAAAUAUGGACAUGUAUGAUAUGGUUGAUGACUAUGCUACAAUCUCGUUCAACCCAUUCCAGUUUGAAGUCACCAAACUUGCGACAUUGACAGAAGUGACACUAACAAAGUAUGAGGUGGAAUUUUCUACCCUUCAACAGCAGACGGACAAGGCUACAGACAGACCCUCGGAGGCCACAACUUUACUAGAACUCGUGGAUGAGUUCUCUUCCUCCGAUCAUCAUGGCAGAUGGAUUGAAGCAUUAGAAAGUGUGCCAAGUCUCCUGGUGAAAGGCUUGUCUUUCCUGUUACAUCAGGAGAACAGGACAGACAUCCUAGACCAAUUACUUGAGUGGACACUCGAAGGGCUAGACCUUGUUAAAGCCAUGGCACAACCAGAGACUGCCCACAAGGUGCGGCAUCUGAAGAUGGGUAUCAAACUGGCGGGGAGUAUGUGUACCUGUAGCAGGGAUAUUGUUCUGAAAUGUCUGGCCAUGGACAUCCAACAUAAGUUACUGGAUCUUUUUGUGGCUCCCUACAUGUCAUUCUCCCUCAAACUCCAAAUCAUUCGUGCCAUUGACCAGUCAACACGCUUUGCCGAUGGCAUGAAAUGGUUCUUAGGGAACCACUUACUGCAGGGCACAAAAGACAAAAUGGAAAGUGAUGAUGAUCUAAAGGUGGAAGUAAAAUUGAACGAAACAAAGGAGAGCUGUUAUGAAAGACUUAUUGAAUGUAUGAUGAAUAAACAGGUUGCCAGAGUAACUAUUGCAAUGGCUGCAUUUCUGAAGAAAAUUCACAUUUUUGAGUUAUUUUCUAGUGUUUCAGGAAAUGUUAAAAGUGUUACUGAACGUUUAUCAGCACUGGAAGAUGAAACUGGCCAGAAGAAAGAUGGAGAAAAUACUGAACUUGACCUUGAAAGUCUGAUGAUGACCGGUACAGUGACCAACACUGAGAUUGAGACGUUGGUCAGUGGUCUAGAGGAAGUCACCAAGGUUUUUUCCAUAGCCCCCCACCUGAUUGGACAGCCAGGACGUACACUCCCUGGGAACACAUUUGAAGCAAAGACGAAACCACAUGAUCCGUAUCCUAAUUUGUAUCACUUUGCCCAGACCAGUGGUCUGAUGGAGUCCUUGUUUGUUCUCCUGUCUGUGCCGUCCACAGCCGGACAUCACCAAUUGUUUCCUGUGCUAAACAAGCUCCUUAAAACUCUAGUGAAAACACAACAUGGUCUGCUGUUCCUCUCAAGUCGACCGGACGUCAUCAACGGCAUCAUACGCUCAGCAGCCACACAAGACAAUGAAUACAGUAGGGAUGACCCUGUGGAUGAUAAUCCACUACACAGACUAGGACUAGAAAUCUUCCAUGAUCUCCUCGCUCUGCAAUUUAUUGACCAGCUCCUCCAGUACCAAAGUAAAGAGGAGAAGGAGCUCGACGAGGUGGAGCCAAUAGAAGCUCUUUAUAACCUCUACACAAUGACCUUUACCCCUGUGGGACGGGAGGCAGUGGUUCAUGUCCUUGGUUUGGAGGACAACCUGUCGGCCAUUCUUCCUUUUGUAGAAUACACAGGUGUGGAGGAAAGGGAUGCACGUCUUAAGAAGUCUGUAUGUGCUGGCUACACCCUUAACUUGCUGUUGUUAUUGAUCCGACAGUCCAACAACAUUCACAUUUACCAACAGUUUGGACAGCGCCUUGUAGAUAUUGCUGAAAAAGAUUUCAGCAGUAAGCUUUUGGAUCUGAAUGAGUGGCUGUCACCACUUAAGAGUAUCACAAGUUACAACCAUGAAGGAGUGACUUCAGCCAUCACACAGCUUCGCCUACACGCAGACAACCUUCAGAAAAUUCCACGUCCCUUGGUCACGGUGGUGAGGAUACUGCGUCACAUGAGUAUUGCCCCAGAACGCAACUAUCCAAACGAUGAGCCUGUGGAGAUGAAAUAUAAGUUCAAUCUGUUGGAGAUGUACAGUGGAAACUGCUUGCCAAUAUUAACCAAUAUCAUACAGAAAACUUGUGAGUUUCUGCUGCGGCCCUGGCAGCAGGGAUUUGUGCCAAGUUCGGACCAAAUUUGUUACCACAUAUCGGUCAUAAUUCCUACCAUGAACAUGAUUCAAGGUACACUUGCUAGUCUGAUUCAGGCCAGAGGGGUGGAGUUCUGUGACCUGACAUGUCUACCAGUGCUGUUCGAGCUUCACACUGUGGUCUGCUCUGUUCCCCUGUCAUCCAUGUUCUUGGAGGAGAUACAUGUGAUUCAAAAAGAAGUGAUAGAUACUCUCAUGGCAUACACACAGCCUAUCAUACAUCAGGCUGACAGUGAAGAAGCUCUGAGCCAAAGUCUAUGGACCAAAGUGAUCAAGGAACUUCUGAAAUACAUAGUCAAAGCACCAUACACCUACCUCAGUGGCCUACUUAUGCUGUCAGAGUUAUUGCCCUUACCCCUCCCUCUUCAGACAAAGGAGCCGCUGAGUGCAGCAGAGUCCUCACAAGCCAUUAAUGUGCGUAAGUUAUGGAGCAUGCACCUGUAUGCAGCGACGCCUCAACUGCAGGAAGUAAUCCAGCUACUGUCCACCUCCACUUGUCAACCCCUUCAGCAUGUCCUACGUCGUGUCUGUUGGCAACUGUCAGAUUUGUCAGCACACAUUGCUCUUGUGGUCACAAGGUGUGUGCUGGACAUUGUGAUAGAGAGUUUCCAGACGAUGAAGGUAACUCGGUUAGAGGACAAGGGAGAUGGUGAGGCAGUAGAGGAGCUCGAAGAAAGGAUCGCUUCACCAUACGCCAGCAAGAUGUUGAACCUCCUCGCCUAUGUCCUCUCACAACCUUCCAUUAAAUGUGCCACUUUACAGCUCACUAACAAAUCUGGACCAGCUGGGGAAGAGAAGUAUGUGGAAUUGUUCCCACAGCUCUUACAGAUCCUUAACACAGUCUGUGACCGCGUUCCGCACAUACAGGCACAAGAAUGUAUUGUGUCUAUCAUCCAGAGUAUGUGUGAUGUGGAGGUUGCCAUAGUGAUGGGAGAUGCCUAUACCAUCCAAGACCAGAUUGCUCAAGCAUUGCCUAGUAAAGAGUACAUGUGCCAGAUCACAAACUCAUUACUUGACCAUAUGGGAAACCCUGACCACAACUAUGCUUCAAUACUGCCCUGUGUCCGAACUCUGGUCAUGUUCACUGACCAUAACUACGGCUUUUUCCAUCUCAAAAGCCUUUUAGAGCAGAAGACAACAGCACUAGGUCGUUUGAUGGUCCGUAUUAACACAACAUUUAGUAAGGACAGUUCUGACUGCCUUUCAACUCUCUCCACAUUACUCGAGUUUCUACGCUUGCUUGUGGAGAUUCCAGAAGAUGGACCCGAGCUGACACGAACUUACACCCUCACUCAAACAGAGCUCCGUGCUGUGCUGUCCUGGAACCCUAGCAUGGAGAACCACCCUCUGCUUGACCUUGAAAAGCUCCUGGAGGAUAGUGCAAAGGAGGAGGAAAGCUUAGAAAGUUUGUUGGACAAUAUGGUUAAUCUGAUGAAAAUGCUGCGUGAACCCAGUACAGACAGCCAGGACAAGACAGCUGUGUUGGAGCCUGUUCUACCUGCAACUGAGUCACUCAAUGCCAUGUUCAACAUGCGGGCAGUGUUUGUGGUUACGGAUGGUGAAGAUGAGCGUCUCAGUCCUGCCUACUGGUUAGCCAAUCCUGCACUAGAUGAAGCCGAUAUUGAGCCAGACAUGAUUCGCUUUGACAUGGAAAGCAUGUGUGCCAAGCAUUGUCCAGAGUUUAAUCUAGAGGAAGAACUAAAGAAGACAACUAUGUCCUCUACUGAGGAACUUACACGACCUCGAAGGCUGAAACAGGGUGACAGGAGGAAGUCCCAGGAAAUUAGUAUCAACAGAGGACGUGGUUUCAGACGACCUUUUGUUGCUCCAAUGAGAGGACGAGGUAUAGCUAGAGGCAUGAUGAACAACACUGGACGCGUGGAUUCCUUCCGUUCUCGACCUCCAAACACCAGCAGACCUCCUUCAAUGCAUGUCGAUGAUUUCAUGAAGUUGGAAAAGGGUUCUCAGGGUCAACAAUCUCCAGCACAAUCUCUUACUCCAAUACCAGAGCGAAGAAUGAUGGGAAAGGAGAUGAACAGAGGCGGUGGGAGAGGAGGAAGGGGGUUUGACCGCGGUGGAUUUGACCGAGGUGGCGGUGGACGGGGAUACAGAGGAGGGCGCUUCUUCACACCACCUACUAACUACAAUCGUAGUAGUGACAGAACAACAGACACUACCUAUGGUGAAAGUAAUCGAGGUGGAGGACGAGGCAGUUUCUAUGGUAACAGACAAAAGUCAAAUUUCAAUAGUCCGCGAUCUUUUGAAAGAGAUGAUGUAGGAGUUGGAGGCAGAGUAGGGCAGGGGGAGAGAAGAGGUGGAAAGGAGUUUCGUUUCUCUCCUCAAGGUCGUGGAAGUUACUGGAACAAGGACCAGGACAGCAGUGGUGGAAGAUUUGGAGGCCAGAUAUUCAGGGGAGGAAGGAGGGAGUAUCCCGGACAUCAUCAGCGCUCAUUUACCAAAUAAAUCACCAGCACCAUCUCCAGGACAUCAACAUGGUUCUUUACCAAAUAGAUAUCACCAACACCAUCUCCAGGACAUCAACAUGGUUCUUUACCAAAUAGAUAUCACCAACACCAUCUCCAGGACAUCAACAUGGUUCUUUACCAAAUAGAUAUCACCAACACCAUCUCCAGGACAUUAACAUGGUUCUUUACCAAACAGAUAACACCAACACCAUCUCCAGGACAUCAACAUGGUUCUUUAACAAAUAGAUAUCACCAACACCAUCUCCAGGACAUCAACAUGGUUCUUGAACAAAUAGAUAUCACCAUCACCAUCUCCAGGACAUCAACAUGGUUCUUGAACAAAUAGAUAUCACCAACACCAUCUCCAGGACAUCAACAUGGUUCUUUAACAAAUAGAUAUCACCAACACCAUCUCCAGGACAUCAACAUGGUUCUUUACCAAAUAGAUAUCACCAACACCAUCUCCAGGACAUCAACAUGGUUCUUUAACAAAUAGAUAUCACCAACACCAUCUCCAGGACAUCAACAUGGUUCUUGAAUAAAUAGAUAUCACCAACACCAUCUCCAGGACAUCAACAUGGUUCUUUAACAAAUAGAUAUCACCAACACCAUCUCCAGGACAUCAACAUGGUUCUUGAACAAAUAGAUAUCACCAACACCAUCUCCAGGACAUCAACAUGGUUCUUGAACAAAUAGAUAUCACCAACACCAUCUCCAGGACAUCAACAUGGUUCUUGAAUAAAUAGAUAUCACCAACACCAUCUCCAGGACAUCAACAUGGUUCUUGAACAAAUAGAUAUCACCAACACCAUCUCCAGGACAUCAACAUGGUUCUUGAACAAAUAGAUAUCACCAACACCAUCUCCAGGACAUCAACAUGGUUCUUGAACAAAUAGAUAUCACAUAGUGCAAUUAAACUUGAAAUUAUAUUUCUCCUGAUUGAAAAUAUAUGUAAUUGAAAUUCAGAUUUCCAAGAAUAUAAUUUAUAGAAUUUUGAGAAUAAAGAAGUCCUUUAAAUGUUUUUUAUGGGGAUAUUUGUGCUGGAAUUAAACUUUAGCAAUUGAGAAUACAUACCUUGCCAUAUACCUGUAGAAAAGUGUGAGAUGUGUUACAACAUGAUCAUUCACUCUGAGUUAAUAGAAAUUUACACAGUGUUAAUCAGUUCUGAGAGACUUAACAAAAAUCACACUUUAAGGUCAGAGUCUUUAAAUAUUGACAGAAUUGAAUAAUAUCAGUAUACUGAAAUAAAACGAUCAACAAAGGGAGAUAAUCACACUCAGACUUAUAAGAGGAACAUGCAGUUCUAUGGAGUAAUUCCUGAUACAGACAUCAUCAGUUGUAUAGAAAUUCUACAUAUUUUAUGUAUCAAACACAUACAUGUUUGUUUUCAUGAUGCUAAUGCUGUUGUUGUAAUGGCAAUUGUGACAGUGACUCUAUGGUUCAGUUUUGAAUACCCAGAAGAUUAUGAGAACUAGUGCUUACUAUUCAGCUUGUGUUGAUUUCAGAGACUUCUGAAGCUGAACUAAUAUGUUGACUUUUUACUUCUGACAAUGUAUUAAAUCAUUGUGCUAUCGAACAAUUUCUUUGUAUAUAUACCAUUUUGUGACCAAUGCAUGGUUAUCAUAAAUAUGGACGUUUUAAAUUGUGCUUUAUGAUGUAUUCCCAUGUUGACAAAACAAUAGAAUAGUAAUAAAGCAUCAAAUUUAG